CAAUACCCAGCCCCCUGCACCUGAUAGUCCGAGACCCGGCCCACCCCGCACCCCGUCGAACUCGACAGCAAAACCUAAGCCAUUUCACUCUCCUUACCUCACCUCACCGUCAACGAUCUUGCGGGUAUCACCGUCAUCGAUUUGAGAAGGUUUUACAGAAAACUGGAUUUCUCAAGGAGGGACUAGAAAUUGAGUCGUCAUGGCUGAUAAGUACAAUGUUGAGGCUGCCGAGGCACUUGCCGACGAGGCACUGCACUUGCCCAUUGCGGAGGCAGUUCCAGUAUACGAGCAACUCUUAGCCACAUUUCCAACUGCGGCAAAAUACUGGAAGCAAUAUGUGGAGGCACACUUGGCCGUGAAUAAUGAUGAUGCUACAAAACAGAUCUUCAGCCGCUGUUUGUUGAACUGUCUGCAAAUUCCUCUUUGGCGAUGCUAUAUCCGUUUUAUCAGGAAAGUCAAUGAUAAGAAAGGGGUAGAUGGUCAGGAAGAGACUAGGAAAGCAUUUGAUUUUAUGCUCAGCUAUGUUGGAGCAGACAUUGCAUCGGGGCCUGUUUGGAUGGAGUACAUUAACUUUCUAAAGUCCAUCCCGGCUCAAACCACACAAGAAGAGUCACAGCGAAUGACUGCUGUGAGGAAAGCAUAUCAAAAAGCUAUUGUUACCCCAACCCAUCAUGUUGAACAGCUUUGGAAGGACUACGAAAAUUUUGAAAAUUCCGUCAGUCGGACAUUGGCAAAAGGAUUAUUAUCUGAAUAUCAGCCAAAGUAUAACAGUGCAAGGGCUGUCUACCGGGAACGGAAGAAAUAUGCUGAUGAAAUUGAUUGGAAUAUGCUUGCUGUGCCACCCUCUGGUUCUUACAAGGAAGAACUUCAAUGGAUGGCAUGGAAAAGGUUUCUAGCUUUUGAAAAAGGAAAUCCUCAAAGAAUAGAUACUGCUUCUGCCAACAAACGAAUUGCAUUCACCUAUGAACAGUGCCUCAUGUAUUUAUAUCAUUAUCCUGAUAUAUGGUUUGAUUAUGCUACAUGGCAUGCCAAAGGUGGCUCAGUAGAUUCUGCAAUCAAAGUUUUCCAUCGAGCUGUGAAGGCUCUUCCUGAUUCCGAAGUGCUGAAAUAUGCAUAUGCCGAGCUGGAGGAAUCUCGAGGAGCAGUUCAGCUUGCAAAGAAAGUCUACGAAAGCCUUUUAGGGGAUGGUACCAGUGCAACAGCACUCUCACAUAUUCAGUAUAUUCGCUUUCUAAGAAGAGCUGAAGGAGUAGAAGCAGCUCGCAAGUACUUUGUGGACGCCCGUAAAUCUCCAAAUUGCACGUACCAUGUUUAUGUAGCUUAUGCCCUUAUGGCCUUUUGUCUUGACAAAGAUGCAAAGAUGGCACAUAAUGUUUUUGAAGCAGGCUUGAAACGGUUCAUGCAUGAACCUGGAUAUAUUCUAGAAUAUGCUGAUUUCUUGUCUCGAUUGAAUGAUGAUAGAAAUAUCAGGGCAUUGUUUGAGCGGGCAUUAAGCACACUCCCACCGGAGGAGUCUGUUGAGGUUUGGAAAAGAUUCACUGAAUUUGAGCAGACAUAUGGAGAUCUUGCUAGCAUGUUGAAGGUUGAGCAAAGAAGGAAAGAAGCACUUUCCAGAACAAGUGAAGAGAGUCAGUCAGCUUUAGAGAGUUCACUACAAGAUGUUGUUUCUCGUUACAGUUUCAUGGAUCUUUGGCCUUGCUCUUCAAAGGAUUUGGAUCAUUUGGCAAGGCAAGAGUGGCUUUUGAAAAACAUCAAUAAGAAAGUUGAGAGAUCUGCUCUUGCGAAUGGAGCUGGUUUUAUAGAUAAGGAUUCUUCCGGACCAACAACCAACUCAAAUCCCUCAGCCAAAGUUGUUUAUCCGGAUACUUCUAGGAUGGUGAUCUACGAUCCCAGGCAAAAGUCUGGUCCAUCUGGUACUGGGCUUCCAGCUAUUCCAAGCGCUUUGACUUCUUCAGCCGUCACAUUGACUGGUGGUGGAACACUCAGUGCACCAAAUGAAAUUUUUAAAGGAAUGCCACCUGCCUUGCUAGCAUUUAUAGCAAAUUUGCCUGCUGUAGAUGGUUUAGACACUCUAAAAGUGAUGCUAUGAGGGUAUUCCUUAUUCCACUGAGUUGGAAUGCUACAUCAAGCCUAGCAGGUGCAUAAAUCUCUUGAACUGGAAUCCAACUCAACGCAGCUAAGCCUUUUCCUCUGAGAUUUCCCUCAAUAUAGAUGCUAUUGUUAUUGGCUUUUGUUAAACAGGUACACUUGUGUUUUCAUUGUACAGGCUGAUUUUCUGUGAUUUCUACUGGUAAUGUAUUUUACAUAUCCCAUUUCUGUAAUUUCACCUUUGUACAUAUCUCAACUACAGGAUUGUGAUAAUUGUUUCUUAAUUGUCCAAACACUCUCCAUAAGCAUGCGUAGUUAUCCAAUAAAAUUAACACUGUUGUCUUAUAUCUUUGGAUCACUAAAUACCUAGCACGUUAUCCUACUUACAUGAUUCUUAAUUAUCUUGAGUCAUAAAUAACAAUCUCUUGAUCCUUAUGUGGAACUGAGUUUACGUAAAAUUUCUGAGUCUAUACUUCUUCGUGUUCAACAUUGUCCAAAUUCACAUUUUAUUGUUAAUAAAGCUAGACUCCAUAUGUUCUGUUUUUAGUGAUUAUCUUAAAUCAUCCUGAUUCUAAAUCUAUUCUGCGAAGUCCUAACUUUGUAUUUGCCUCUGUUUCAUCCAUUAAAACAGUAUUGUUAAUUACAUGACAUUCCUUUGAAUUAAAUUAAACACUCCUUGAUUCAAUUUGGGCAAGUUGAGUCCAAUUGUUUGAUUUAAUCACACCCCUAGAGCUUUUUGACAAGCUGCCCAUUGAUUGCAUCUGACAUCUAAUGCAAUCUUACACACUAUCUUACUUGUGAGAACUGUAAUGAUAUCAAGCCUCAUUCUGGUUAUCUACCUUGGCAUUUAAGCCUAAACCUUGACUUUUAGUUACUGCAGAAAUCCAUGGAUUUACUUCGAUUUUGUUUUUUGGCCCAAAGUGGCUUUAACCCCAACUACCUUAACUCUUCAUCCACAAAAUUCUAGUCCUGUCUUCUUGUACCCUGAUUCCUUGCGACUUCGAUACUGCUAUUACGUGGAAAGGUAUUAAUAUUACAAACUGCCUCAAUUAGAAAAUGUUUGAAGAUAAAAAAAUAAUAAUAAUAAUGAGUAAAUACAAGACAACCAUUUUGUUUCAUCUGAACAUUGCAAGUGAUGAAAGAAACUUGUGGCCUGUUAGCACUUCCUAGAUUUCUGAAUCUUAUUUGGCAGUGUUUCACUUCAAGAAUCCUUAAAAAAUUCCAGUUAUUACUAAUUUUUUGAGAGAGACCAAGGAUUUGAAUUAUGCUUGGAAACAAUCAGGAGAUUUUCAAUUAUUUUAUCAAAAUAUUGAAGUAUGCGGUCACCUUGCGCCUUGCGUGCAUGCAUAUUUAUGGGCCAUUGCUCCAACUUAAAUGC
Molecule: messenger RNA, 3466 nt
Organism: Diospyros lotus (date-plum)
Lineage: Eukaryota; Viridiplantae; Streptophyta; Magnoliopsida; Ericales; Ebenaceae
Product: cleavage stimulation factor subunit 77
Exons: 22
Coding region: 200-2089 (629 amino acids)
Biological process (GO): mRNA 3'-end processing
Cellular component (GO): nucleus
Molecular function (GO): mRNA binding; protein binding
Source: RefSeq, a predicted model, not a curated record